AUGAAUAAAAAAAGUAUUAUUACUUGUACUGUUUUUAUGAUUUUCCAUAUAACGUUAAGUCAAGGUCUUGAAUGUUAUCAACAUAAUUAUUGUCUUGGUAACUGCCCAGAAUUAUCAAAUAGUACUGUUGAAUGUGCAAAAGACGAAAGUCGAUGCUGGAAAAUAACUUCUCCAUUGGGAACAAUGCGUGGUUGUGGAAAGCAUCGAUGUGAAGUACAAAUUAAUGUUGGUAUUUUUGACACUGCUAAUGUCUGUUGUUUUGACAACCUUUGUAAUUCAUCUGUUCAAAUUAAACUAACAACGGCGUCUAUUUUCUUGACAAGUCUAAUUACUUUUAUUUAUACAUGGUGUUUUAAAUAA
This is a messenger RNA of Rotaria sordida, 360 nucleotides long. The record is from the annotation of a GenBank genome assembly. Lineage: Eukaryota; Metazoa; Rotifera; Eurotatoria; Philodinida; Philodinidae.